CUUCAGACAGAGCAGUGUGAGCCGCCAGUUAAGACACACACACACACACCCACACUAACACGCACACAGACAUACACAUACAGAGCUACAGGCAGACGCGCGCAGCACACGCCGUGCCUACAGCAGAACAACUUUGUGCGCUGGAGCUUCACAGAGACGUGAACUGGUCUGCGUAUACAGAUACAUAUCUAGUGUUUCAAGAGGACAGGAGGACAGUGUGGAAGUGAGGGACAGAGAGGAGCAGGAGAAAGCAUCUAAAUGGCCAACAUUGUGACGUCGGUGUGCUAUGUGGUGCUCGCAGCUGUGGUGGUGGUGUAUGCCCAGAGACGUGGCCAGCAAGGAGGCAGGAUCCAGUAUGCGAGGAUCGGCAGCAAUGUGACGAUGCAAUGUGGUUCUCUGGACAAUGAUGCCUCAGUCACAUGGAAGGUGAAUGGGACAGAUGUGAAAGCCAAGAGGAGGGAGGAAGGGCCAAGACUUAUCCUCUUGGAGGUGGAUAUGAGUAGCAAUGGCUUGUACAGCUGUUUCCAGAAUCCUGAUGGCCAGCGGCGCGACCAGAUCACAUUUCGCAUCGGACUUCCUCCGAGGGAACCGCAGGUGACGUGCCGAUCAAACACGUACCCCAAGGGCUUCUACUGCAGUUGGCACCUCUUGCAUCCCACAUACAUCCCUACUGAAUUUGAAGUCGACGUCCAACACAACCAGAAGUCUCUAGAAGUGAAGAGGGACGACGUCCAUAAGAACAGAUGCCAUGUGAAGUUUCCUGAGCUCUUCUCUAGUUAUCCUUACCAAGUCAACGUCACAGCCAUCAACGAGCUUGGGAGAGCGUCCACGGCUAUCAGCUUCGAGGAGUCCAACAUGGUGAAACCAGAUCCUCCAGAGAAGGUGGUGGCCAGACCCAUUCCCAACAACGCACGCAGGCUUGAGGUGACCUGGAACAGCCCGUCCACAUGGCCGGAUAUCGAGUCCUUCCCUCUGAAGUACUUCCUGCGCUACCGUCCACUGAUCAGAGACCAGUGGCAGCAUGUGGAGCUCUCAGACAGCACCUCCCACACUAUCACAGACGCUUACGUGGGGAAGGAGUACAUCAUCCAGGUGGCUGCUAAGGACAUGGAGAUCGGCACGUGGAGCGACUGGAGCGUGGCUGUACACGCAACACCUUGGACGGAGGAACCCAAACCUAUCACCUCCACCACGGAGGUAGACUUGCCCAUAGAGACCACUCCAUCUGCUGCCCCGCCAUCACCUAGACCCAGAGUGGGUGGUGCUACAGGAGGAUGCAGUGCCCUCCUGUGCUCAUCCCAUAUCCUCCUGGCGUGUGUCCUGCUGUCCAUGAUGUGAUGCUUAUAAUUCAUUCCUGUGGAAAGUCUUCUAGUUCUAUUUUGCACAUCUAAAUGGAUAUCGUGCAUUGAUAAUUUAAUUCAAGUUUUUUUUCUCUCACAAAAAGAAAAAAAUAGUAAGAUUAAUAAAUGAUGACAUUAGGAAUGGACAGGGGAAAAAGAACUGAAAUGCAUCACGGACAGCGUGGCUGAAGGUGGAGUGAGCGCAGGCACGGGACUCUGAACCCCAGGGAAGCUAAACAUAUGGGGACACAUGAGUCAACAGGCUUCUGUCUCACAGCAGCACAACAACGAGAAAAAAAAAACAAAAACAAA
Molecule: messenger RNA, 1652 nt
Organism: Hemibagrus wyckioides
Lineage: Eukaryota; Metazoa; Chordata; Actinopteri; Siluriformes; Bagridae
Gene: cntfr
Product: ciliary neurotrophic factor receptor
Exons: 9
Coding region: 259-1338 (359 amino acids)
Biological process (GO): cytokine-mediated signaling pathway
Cellular component (GO): signaling receptor complex; membrane; external side of plasma membrane
Molecular function (GO): cytokine receptor activity; cytokine binding
Source: RefSeq, a predicted model, not a curated record